This is a messenger RNA of Cajanus cajan (pigeon pea), 1960 nucleotides long. RefSeq lists its product as uncharacterized. Gene Ontology annotation, molecular function: molybdate ion transmembrane transporter activity. The record is from RefSeq and is a predicted model, not a curated record. Gene Ontology annotation, biological process: molybdate ion transport. Lineage: Eukaryota; Viridiplantae; Streptophyta; Magnoliopsida; Fabales; Fabaceae. Gene Ontology annotation, cellular component: membrane.
AGGGGGACAUGGAUUUUGAUUUAAUAAUUAAUAGGAAAUAAUAAAAGUAAAAGGUGGUAGAACCGGUUGAGCCGGUGGCGCGAGGGUGGAGUGGCAGCAGAGGAUAAUAGCAGCGUUGGGAGGCAGUAUAUAUAAGAGCAAUGGGUGAAAGAGAGGCAUAGAGAGAGUUGGGUGAGUGAGGAAAAUGGAGUUGUUCUUCUACACGGUGUUCGGCGGUUUGGCCGCGGUGGUGGCAGCCAUGGAACUCAGCAAGAACAACAAGGAUCGAAUCAACACAUCUGGCGCAUUCAAUUCCUUCAAAAACAACUACCUCCUCGUCUAUUCCCUCAUGAUGGCUGGAGAUUGGCUGCAAGGUCCAUAUGUUUACUACCUUUACAGUACAUAUGGAUAUGGGAAAGGGGACAUAGGACAACUGUUCAUUGCUGGUUUUGGAUCUUCCAUGCUCUUUGGAACAAUUGUGGGAUCUCUAGCUGACAAACAAGGCCGGAAGAGGGCUUGUGUGACUUACUGCAUAACCUACAUUUUGAGCUGCAUCACCAAGCAUUCUCCUCAAUACAAAGUCCUCAUGUUGGGCCGUGUUUUGGGAGGUAUUGCUACUUCACUUCUGUUUUCAGCAUUUGAAUCGUGGCUUGUUGCUGAGCACUUCAAGAGGGGCUUUGAUCAACAAUGGCUAUCAUUAACAUUCUCAAAGGCUAUAUUUCUUGGAAAUGGUCUUGUUGCUAUUUUGGCUGGACUGUUUGGAAAUGUCCUUGUUGAUACGUUGUCUCUUGGACCUGUGGCCCCCUUUGAUGCUGCUUCAUGUUUUCUUGCUAUUGGUAUGGCCAUCAUACUAUCUACAUGGACAGAAAAUUAUGGGGAUCCUUCAGAUAACAAGGACUUGCUUACCCAAUUCAGGGGUGCUGCCGUUGCCAUUGCUUCUGAUGAAAAAAUAGCCUUGCUGGGUGCCAUACAGUCUCUCUUUGAAGGUUCAAUGUACACCUUUGUGUUUCUGUGGACUCCUGCAUUGAGCCCAAAUGAUGAAGAUAUUCCCCAUGGUUUUAUUUUUGCAACAUUCAUGUUAGCUUCAAUGUUGGGAAGCUCACUUGCAUCUAAGUUGAUGGCCCGCACAUCACUCCGAGUAGAGAGCUAUAUGCAGAUCGUUUUUGCAGUUUCAUCUGCUUCUCUGAUGCUUCCCAUUCUGACCACUUUCUUGGUAGUUCCUUCCCAAGUGAAAGGUGGAAGCAUCUCGUUUUCUGGUUGCGUUCAGCUUCUUGGCUUCUGUGCUUUUGAGAGUUGUGUUGGCAUAUUCUGGCCAUCCAUUAUGAAGAUGAGGUCUCAAUACAUUCCUGAGGAGGCCAGGAGCACCAUCAUGAACUUUUUCCGCAUUCCUCUGAACAUUUUUGUGUGUGUUGUGCUGUACAAUGUUGAUGCAUUCCCUAUCACUGUUAUGUUUGGCAUGUGCUCAAUCUUCCUUUUGGUGGCUUGUUUCUUACAAAGGCGAUUGAUGGUUAUUUCAGAUAAGCCAAAAACAGAAGAUUGGCAAUUGAAGGAUAGGGACGCCGAGUCAGAACCAUUGACCCUUUAACUGGCUUUUGCGCAAGUUUUGCGGAGGCACUGAACUUCUGCUUCAGUCUUACUAAUGCAGUUUAUGUCUAUGACUGUGUUCGAUGCGAUAAGAGUGAAGGUAAACCUGAUGCUCACAAAGAGAUGGGAUUCAAUUUCAAGCAACAAGCAGAAAGGACAAGUGGAGCAAUUUUUUAAGUGUUUUUGGUAUAAAUAUUGUAGUGCAGUAGAUUUCUAUUGGCUAUUACUUGAGGAGAAAUCUCCGUUUUGGUAGUUCUGAUGGUAUUCUUUUGGGGGCAGUAUCUAUGUUUGUCCCGUUGGGAAUAGUAUAUAUGCCAUACUAUUUCUUUCUUUGGAUUUUAAUUUUGUAAUGAAAUCGUACUCCAUUCAAUUAAUGCAUCCUUUUUAUUUUCAGUUA